Prorocentrum cordatum is the source of this 256-nucleotide messenger RNA. The record is from the annotation of a GenBank genome assembly. NCBI's taxonomy places the organism in Eukaryota, Dinophyceae, Prorocentrales, Prorocentraceae.
GAGUAUUUGCAGUUGGCGACAUUGUGCGAGAAACUUGGUGACAAGGUCGGAGCAGCUGCCCACCGCGUGGCUGCCAAGGCGCUCGCCGAGCCUAAGUCUGUCCCAGAGGCUACGCAGGUCCAGCUCAAUAAAGCCCACCAGCGCGCCAAGACCAUUGAGCGCAAAAUGGAGCAGGUCCUUUUCGACGAGUCGAAGCUCUCUUCCUUCUUCGACAUCGACUUCGGUGGCAUCAGCAGCGCGUUCCGUCUCGCCGAUG